Messenger RNA from Oncorhynchus keta (chum salmon), 8416 nucleotides. Its product is annotated as E3 ubiquitin-protein ligase TRIM39-like. The coding region runs from base 113 to 1723 and encodes 536 amino acids. NCBI's taxonomy places the organism in Eukaryota, Metazoa, Chordata, Actinopteri, Salmoniformes, Salmonidae. Gene Ontology annotation, molecular function: zinc ion binding; protein binding. The record is from RefSeq and is a predicted model, not a curated record. The transcript has 7 exons.
GGAGGGGGGGGCGUCAAACUUUAGGCAGACAGAUCUUUUGAAGGAGGAGUAUUUAAUGCUUUGUCCCUGAUGUAAAGUGAAAGUAAAUAGGAAAGACAACACAUUCACAGAUAUGGCUUCCUCCCUGAAUGAAAGCCAAUUCCAGUGCUCCAUCUGUCUAGAGUUGUUCACUGACCCAGUUUCCACUCCGUGUGGCCACAACUUCUGUAAGAAUUGUAUCGGGGGGUAUUGGGAUAUCAGUGACCUGUGCCAGUGUCCUUUGUGUAAGGAGACAUUUUACAGAAGGCCUGAGCUUCGAAUCAACACGUCGUUCAGAGAAGUUGUUGAUCAUUUUAGGAAUAUGAGAGUUCAUGAAGGGUGCAUUGCUGCAACUGGAGAAGUGGCCUGUGACAUCUGCUCUGGGAGGAAGCUCAAGGCCCUGAAGUCCUGCCUGGUGUGUCUGACCUCUUACUGUGAGAUUCACCUGGAGCCUCAUCAGAGAGUGGUGAAUCUGAUGAGACACAAGCUGAUUGACCCUGUGGAGAACCUGGAGGACAGGAUGUGCAAGAAGCAUGAUAGGCUGCUGGAGCUGUUCUGUAGGAGCGACCAGACAUGUGUGUGUCAGUUUUGUGCUGAGACAGACCACAAACAUCACCACACUGUGCCACUACAAACAGAAUCACAACUAAAGAUGGCUCUUAUUCGGAGGUCAAAGGCGGAUGUGCAGCAGAUGAUCCAAGACCGGCAGCUGAAGGUGGAGGAGAUCAACGCUUCAGGGAAGUUAAGUAGAGACAAUGCAGAGAGUGAAAUAGCGGACAGUGUUGAAGUCUUCACUGCACUGAUGCGAUCUAUUGAGUCAAGCCAGGCUGAACUCAUAGAGGUGAUUGAGGAGAAGCAGAAAUCAGCAGAAAGGCAGGCAGAAGGGCUCAUCGAUGACCUGGAGCAGGAAAUCACUGAGUUACAGAGGAGAAGUACUGAGCUGGAGCAGCUCUCACACACUGAGGACCAUCUCAACCUUCUACAGCGCUUUUACAAGCAAACUACCCUUCCAAAAUAUAAAAGCUGUACUAAUGUUGCUGUUUAUCAAGUCAACUUCUUGGGCUGUGUUCGAAAUACAGUGCUUCAAGUGAAAGACUCCACCGAAGACCAAAUAAGAAAGCUGUCAGCUAUUGAACUGAAAGAGAUGCAGAAAUAUGCAGUGGACGUGACGAUGGACCCCAACACUGCAGGCCCAUGGCUUAUCCUCUCUAAUGAUGGAAAACAAGUGAGAAAAUCGCCAAGGAAAUUGAAGGUCCCAGGUAAUCCUGAGAGAUUCACUGAGGAUGUCUGUAUCCUGGCCAAACAAGGGUACAACUAUGGGAAACAUUAUUGGGAAGUUGGGUUACAGGAGAAAUCAAACUGGGUUAUAGGAGUAGCUUGCGAGACAGUGCCUAGGAAGGAAUUAAUUUCAGCUGAGCCUGAGAAAGGGUUAUGGACUCUGUGUCACAGGGAUGGCAAGGAAUAUCUGGCGUUCACAAAAAUUCCACGCCUUAUUUUACCUUUUCCCCGACCCCAGAAAGUCGGUGUCUUCCUGGAUUAUAAGGAAGGGCAAGUGUCAUUCUUUGAUGUUGAUGCAAAGUCUCACCUAUUCACUUACACAGGGUGCAAAUUCUCAAAGAAAAUCUUUCCCAUAUUUGAUCCUUGUCUUACUGCAGAAAGAAAUGAAGACCUUCCUCUCAUGAUUACUAUGGUGCAGGUAAAUUAGUGACAGUACACUCCAUGCAUAGUGUAGCUCCAGCUACAAUGUACUGUAUAUGCUUCAACCGUAGAUAAAUUAGAUGGGCACGGUGAAAUGUUCCCAUCUUUCACUCUCAUUUGGAAUAGAGGCAUCUACGCAAUGGGGGACAUAGGACGUGGACUCAUUUCAACUAUAGUUUACUUUGGGGGUCUGAAACUUUUAUAUUUACCUUCCUUAUUGUGACAAAAUGAAAUGUAAUCCUAAUUAUUCUAAUAUCCAUUUUUGAAAUGUACGGUUUAUCAAAUGUAAAUGAAAACUUUAUUUGCCACAUGCACCGAAUACAAAAGAUGUAGACUUUACCAUGAAAUUCUGACUUACAAGCCCUUAACCAACAGUGCAGUUCAAGAAGAAGAAACUUUUUAUUUUAGCCUACUUGGUAAAUAUUAACACAAAAAGAAUAACGAUUUUUAUUUGUAUCGGUGUGCAUAGUAUCUACUGUUGAAAUCGGAAGUUUACAUACACUUAGGUCGGAGUCAUUAAAACUCGUUUUUCAACCACUUCACACAAAUGUCUUGCUAACAAACUAUAGUUUUGGCAAGUUGGUUAGGACUUCUACUUUGUGUAUGACAAGUAAUUUUUCCAUCAAUUUUUUACAGACCGAUUAUUUCACUGUAUCACAAUUCCAGUGGGUCAGACGUUUACACAUACUAAGUUGACAGUUUGGAAAAUUCCAGAAAAUUAUGUCAUGGCUUUAGAAGCUUCUGAUAGGCUAAUUGACAUCAUUUGAGUUAAUUGGAGCUGUACCUGUGGAUGCAUUUCAAGGCCUACCUUCAAACUCAGUGCCUCUUUGCUUGACAUCAUGGGAAAAUCCAAAGAAAUCAGCCACGACCUCAGGAAAAAUAAUUGUAGACCCCCGCAAUUCUGGUUCAUCCUUGGGAGCAAUUUCCAAAUGCCUGAAGGUACCACGUUCAUCUGUACAAAGAAUAGUACGCAAGUAUAAACACCAUGGGACCACGCAGCUGUCAUACCGCUCAGGAAGGAGACGCGUUCUGUCUCCUAGAGAUGAACGUACUUUGGUGCGAAAAGUGCAAAUCAAUCCCAGAAAAACAGCAAAGGAUCUUGUGAAGAUGCUGGAGGAAACAGGUACAAAAAUUCUAUAUCCACAUUAAAACGAGUCCUGAAAGGCCGGUCAGCAAGGAAGAAACAACUGCUCCAAAAAAGCCAGACUGUUUUGCAACUGCACAUGGGGACAAAGAUAGUAUUUUUUUGGAUACAUUUUCUCUCGUCUGAUGAAACAAAAAUAGAACUGUUUGGCAAUGAUGAAAAUUUGUGGGCAGAUCUGAAAAAGCGUGUGCGAGCAAGGAGGCCUACAAACCUGACUCAGUUACACCAGCUCUGUUAGGAGGCAUGGGCCAAAAUUCACCCAAUUUAUUGUGGGAAGCUUGUGGAAGGCUACCCGAAACGUUUGACCCAAGUUAAACAAUUUAAAGGCAAUGCUACCAAAUACUAAUUGAGUGUAUGUAAACUUCUGACCCACUGGGAAUGCGAUGAAAGACAUAAAAGCUAUAAUAAAUCAUUUUCUACUAUUAUUCUGACAUUUCACAUUCUUAAAAUUAAGUGGUGAUCCUAACUGACAUAAGACAGGAAACGUUUACUAGGAUUAAAGGUCAGGAAUUGUAUAAAACGUAAAAUGAGUUUAAAUCCGUUAACUUUAAACUAGUUUAAAUGUGUUUGGCUAAGGUGUAUGUUAACUUCCGACUUCAACUGUAUGUGUUAUUUUUUUUUUAUACAUUUGCAACAAUGUCUAAACCUGUUUUCACAUUGUCAUAAUGCGGUGUUUUGUGUAGGUUGAGGAUUUGUAUUUUAUUCCAUCCAUUUUUAAAAUAAGUCUAAUGUAACAAAAUGUGGAAAAAGUCAAAGGGUCUGAAUAUUUUCUUAGUUAAUCCGCAAAUGCAAGCAUGGAUAGAACUCAAGUAUUUACAAAUAUUUGCAAUAGGCUUAUUCUAAUAAUUCUCAUGUGCCAACGUAUCUAUACAUCCAUGCUUUGGUGAAACUUUAACUCCUGUAGAUCUGAAAUUCUUGAAAGUCAGGACAAUUAUUUUCCUGCAAAGAAACAUUUUUACUAGUUAAUAAAUUACGUGCCCCGCAGACGUUAAUUAUUUGGCAAUCAUAAUUUAUUCGAAAAGCACAAAUUACCAUCAUAAAUUUGUUGCAAUAAAUAACGUUUGACAACAAAUCCACCAAUCACGUUUCAGGCGAUCUUUAGAACGUUUUUCUUAUAAAUGCUGUUUCCAUUAUACCUGUCGCAAGGACUUUUUUUCCGACUUUGCUUUUGUCAAAUAAACCUGGGUAACCUGCCUAGUGACAUUGCCACUUUGUCAGCUAAGAUGGAUAAGUGUGUUUUUCCAACAAAGUAAAAAGGUACCCUAGUGAAAUUCUUGUAAAUUAUAUGGUAUGAAUGCAUCUAUAUUUCAAUAUUAAGCCACUUUUGUCCAUAGCUACGGGAAGUAGUGGUGCAGAGAGCAUCCCCUGAUGAAUCAAAAUUAAUACAAAAAAUAUACAAAAAUAAAAAAUCCACCAUAAUAGUGCAUUCGGUCUUUAUUAGAAAAAUAUACAUAUUUGUCAGAGAGAAAUACCCCCCUCACCCCAAAACAUCUUCCCGUGGCCAUACUGUUGCCAAUCUCUCAGCUUAGAUGGAUAUGUGUGUUUAUCUAACACAAAGUAAAUAUAUGCACUAGUGUGUGACAUUAGCUCAAAUUUACUGGAAGAUAAAUCCUCUACAGGAUCGGUGGGUCCCACGUGGGAUGGUUGAACUAACGUAGGCUAAUGCGAUUAGCAUGAGGUUGUAAGUAACAAGAACAUUUUCCCAGUACAUAGACAUAUGAUAUUGGAAGAAAAUCUUAUUCUUGUUAAUUCUUGUUAAUCUAAUUUGCUAAUCUAACCGCACUGUUCAAUUUACAGUACCUAUUACAGUGAAAUAAUACCAUGCUAUUGUUUGAGGAGAGUGCACAGUUAUAAACUUAGUUAUUAACCUUUUGUGACUAGGGGGCAGUAUUUUCAUUUUUGGGAAAAAAAAACGUUCCCGUAGUAAACAGGAUAUUUUGUCAGGACAAGAUGCUAGAAUAUGCAUAUAAUUGACAGCUUAGGAUAGAAAACACUAACGUUUCCAAAACUGUAAAAAUAUUGUCUGUGAGUAUAACAGAACUGAUGUUGCAGGCGAAAGCCUGAGAAAAAUCCAAUCCGGAAGUGCCUCAUGUUUUGAAAGCGCUGCGUUCCAAUGCAUCCCUAUUGAGCAGUGAAUGGGCUAUCAACCAGAUUACUCUUUCUCCGUAUUCCCGAAGGUGUCUACAGCAUUGUGACGUAGUUUUACGCAUUUUUGUUGAAGAAUACCCGUAGGCGGCUACAUUGCGCAAGUGGUCACCUGAUGGCUCCCAGGGUGACUCUCGCGUAAAAUACAGAGGUAGCCAUUACUCCAAUCGGUCCUACUGAAAAACGAAUUGUCCCAAUGGAUAUAUUAUCGAAUAGAUAUUUGAAAAACACCUUGAGGAUUGAUUAUAAACAACGUUUGCCAUGUUUCUGUCGAUACUAUGGAGCUAAUUUGGAAUAUUUUCCGCCGUUUUCGUGACUGCAAUUUCCGGGCGAUUUCUCAGCCAAACGUGAAGAACAAACGGAGCCAUUUCGCCUACAAAAAUAAUAUUUUUGGAAAAAAGGAACAUUUGCUAUCUAACUGGGAGUCUCGUGAGUGAAAACAUCCAAAGCUCAUCAAAGGUAAACUAUUUAAUUUGAUUGCUUUUCUGAUUUCCGUGACCAAGUUACCUGCUGCUAGCUGGACAAUAUGCUAUGCUAGACUAUCGAUAAACUUACACAAAUGCUUGUCUAGCUUUGGCUGUAAAGCAUAUUUUGAAAAUCUGAGAUGACAGGGUGAUCAACAAAAGGCUAAGCUGUGUCUCAAUAUAUCUGUUACUUUCAUGAAUAGGAAUAUUUUCCAGGAAUAUUUAUGUCGGUUGCGUUAUGCUAAUUAGUGUCAGAUGAUGACAACGAUCCCGUUCAUGGGAUGGGGUGUCACUAGAGGUUAAUAAGCCAAUUAGGCACAUUUGGGCAGUCUUAAAUCAACAUUUUGAACUGAAAUGCAAUGGUUCAUUGGAUCAGUCUAAAAGGUUGCACAUACACUGCCAUCUAGUGUCAAAUCUAAAUUGCGCCUGGGCUUGAAUAAUACAUUAUGGCCUUUAUUUUUUACAAAGUCGAUACAAAAAAAGCACAUGUUUUUUUCUUUGUAUAAUCUUUUACCAGAUCUAAUGUGUUAUAUUCUCCUACAUUCAUUUCAUAUUUCCAAAAACUUCAAAGUGUUUCCUUUCAAAUUAUAUCAAUUUGCAUAUCCUUGCUUCAGGUCCAGAGCUACAGGCAGUUUGAUUUGAGUAUGUCAUUUUAGGCGAAAAUUGGGGGGGGAAAGGGGCGGAUCCUGGGUAACCUUAUGCAAAUUUAGUCCAGGCCUCCCAAAGUGGCGCAGCGGUAUACGGCACUGCAUCCAGUACUAGCUGCGUCACUACAGAUCCUGGUUCGAUACCGGGCUGUGUUGCUGCCAGCCGCGACCCGGAGACCCAUGAGGUGGCACAAAAUUGGUCCAGAGCCUCCUGUGGCGGGCAAUAGGAGCACAUGCACACUGACACGUUCGCUAGGUGUACGGUGUUUCCUCCGACACAUUGGUGCUGCUGGCUUCCGGGUUAAGCAAGCAUUGUGUCAAGAAGCAGUGCGGCUUGGCGGGGUCGUGUUUCGGAGGACACACGGCUCUUGACCUUUUCCUCUCCCGAGUCCGAAUGGGAGUCGCAGCGAUGGGAAAAGACUAACUAUCAAUUGGAUAUCACAAAAUUGGGGAGAAAGAGGUAAAAAAAAAAAAAAAAAAUCAUUACCCAGCCAUUUUAACUGAGAAAACAUUUAGCAAUUCAAGAGAAUACGCCAUUUAAUUAGGAGUGGGAUGUAAUAAAUUGUCAGACUCAGAACGUGACAUCAAAACCAGUCCAAUAAUGUUAUUAAACAGUAACACAUACCAGUGUUUUAAAGUAGAAAUAAACAACAAUCAUUAGGAAUCCUUAAAUCCCCAAUUACCAUGUGAAGUUUCACAACCUUGAAAAGUUUUUUUUUUUAAAGGUGUAAGUAUUUAACCAGUUCAAUAAAAUGUAUGAAUGUCAGAAUUAACAUAGUGAACAGUAACUCAUUAACCUUUUAUUUUAUUGUGUGUGUGUGUGUGAAAGCUGGGGGUGUUUCUUCAGUUUGAUAAGUUUAUUGAAGUUUCAUGACUGUCCUGAUCAGGUCAGGUUACAGGAGACCACAACCCUACAAAUUAACUCACCCCCAACAGAGGAGGAGUAAUUAGGGGUCUGAAGAUGUGGGGGGUUUAUGACCCCUCACGCCCAUGGUAAAUCUUCGGCCACAGACAACAUUCCUUUGUCCUCUCACUAUGGAGAACCAGCCUCAGAACAUUAAACAUGCAAUAAAGGGACGUUGGAACAAUUGUUUCUGUCAGCCACAAUGGUGGUCAUGACGAUAGAUGGAAUAUGGAAAUGUAUGCCAUUUUUGUUUUGUUAUUAAAAGGUUAAUAGAUUAUGUUAUUACGAAAACAUUGUAACUGUAAGAGCGUUUUCCUAAGAUAUUCUUGAUGUUUAUAUAUAUAAAUCAAAGAGAAUGUUUUGGUAUAGAUGAAGUGUGAAGUUAGUUGUCUAAAAUUGGAUUUGAGUACAAUCUAGACCUUGCCUCUUAACUUGGUACGCCCAGAGAAUUGCCCGAAAGGUGGUUACGCCCACUUCUGACCCGAGGGUAUAAGACCUGUGAGUUAGAAUGAACAGAUCAGACUAAGAGACCAGAGCUGCAGCCGAGGUCAAAAAAGUCAACGAACCCAAAAAUACAAAAAUCUUUUUCUACCCAUGCUACUGAUGAGUAGCUGUUUCUAAGCGGUUGAAUUCAAGCCGGACCACCUAGCCUCCACUCUCCAUCGAAUUGUGGUAUCUACAGGGUUUCAUUCCUACGCUGUGAGCUUCAGAGCUGUCUGUCCUCAGUAGACCCCUAUCAGAGCAAGGGCGAGGAAUCAGACCAAAAGGACACUGACAUCAUGAGGACAACCAGACAGUUGCGCAGGAGAAGUGCGUCAUUGAGAAGCCUAAACGACCCACGCGGAGCUUCACAUCUGAGACCUCCAACACAUAAUUACAUCAUUAUAUUCUGACCCAUAAGAGCGGCAGUUUGGGGCAAGGCUAGGGUUAAAAUAAGCAUAGCUGACAAAUGCACUCAAAUGUAUAUUUCUCUCGUGUACUUUCUCUUUCUCUCUCUCAAAUCCCCAUUUUGGGUGACACGCACCAUAGUGCACCAAAGUUCUGAUCAAUAGCCUAGACUGUGUUUUUGUAUAUAUUUUAACAUAAUUUUAGCUUUCUAGUUAAUAAAUUAUCAUCUAAGAUUGGUGUGGUACGAACUCAUUGGUGGGACCCAGGUCCGUGCAGAUUCCCUGAUUAUUGUCACGCCCUGGCCAUAGAGGCUUUUAUUCUCCAUUUUGGUUAGAACAGGGUGUGACUAGGGUGGGCAUUCUGUUCUUUUUUCUAUGUUUUUGUAUUUCUUCCCUCAGGGUUUUUGUGGGUAGUUGUUUUCUGUUUUGUGUCUGCACCAGACAGAACUGUUUCGUUCAUUCUCUUUGUUCUUCAGUGUCCAGUUCUAAAUAAAAAGUAUGAACACGUA